ACUUCACGUUAUCAGUAGCGCCGUCAUCAUCAGUGUUUUUUCUCCUCGCAUCCGUUUUAACUGAAAUCAGGACCAUUUUUAGAGCUAUGACGUGAGCAUUGUUGCGCAGUCCUCCCCAACGGCACAACAUUCUGGUUUGUUGGGGGGUUAACUACUCAAUGCUUUUGUUAGUUCCUAAGCCACCCACUCCCCCACCCUCUCCCCUCCAUCCUCCAACCACUGCGUCAGUAGGGGACUGGAACGAGAGGUAUAUAAGGACCCUGCCACCUGAAGCUCUCAAAAACCAAGAUCUCUCCAGCUUUACUCUGCACCAGGAGCUGCAAGGACUUUGAAGUUUCUGCUUCACUUCUCAGACCGCACUUUAACUUCAACUAUUUUGUCAGUAUGCAGCUUUUGUCCAGCUUAGUGUCUCUUUUGCUGGUGCUGUAUAGUGUCAGAGCAGCAGCUGUGCUUCCAGUCGAGGAGAGGAACCCGGCACUAAGUAGGGAGCUGAGCAAAGAGCGCAAGGAGCUAAUCCUGAAGCUGAUUUCUGGGCUGUUGGACGGAGUAGACAACAGUGUGCUGGCUGGGGAGAUAGCGCCUGUCCCCUUUGAUGUGGAGGAGCCCCUGGAGUCCCGUCUGGAAGAGCGGGCCGUCUACAACCGGUUAUCACAGCUGCCACAGCGCGACCGCAAAGCCCCGUGCAAAAACUUCUUCUGGAAGACCUUCACAUCGUGUUAACGGUGCCAGUCCUGCAACGACGACGCAAUCCUCCCUGAUACCUGACAUGAACUGUGUAGACCUCCACUACAUACCAUCUCCAGUGUCCGAAGAAAGGUCUUUGUGGACUUACUCUGACACAGUUUGUUUGUUAAAGACAUUGAUGAUGAUAUUUAUUUAUUUAUUGGUCGAUUAAGCUAUUUAUGGACCUUUGUUGUUUUUCAGCAUUAAAAAAAGCAUAAAGCAUGGUUACGAUAGUGGCUUUUUUGAUAAAAGAUGUCUCAUUUACUGUGGUCAAGCAUCAAUUUAUGUUUAACUGACUGAUGAAUAAAUAUAUAAUUGAUCACGGAGCCAGAUAUGUUACAGAUGAUGUUAACAGUGCUACAUAUAAACGUUUUCCCAAAAGAACAAAUCAUGUAUAGGCUGUUUAUUACAAGCUCAUCUGAAUGGCAUUUUCACAAGCUGUAAUUGUUUGACUCAUAAUACACCAGAUUAAUUGAUUGACA
Messenger RNA from Sinocyclocheilus grahami, 1205 nucleotides. RefSeq names its product somatostatin-1B. The record is from RefSeq and is a predicted model, not a curated record. Gene Ontology annotation, molecular function: neuropeptide hormone activity; G protein-coupled receptor binding. The transcript is spliced from 2 exons. Gene Ontology annotation, biological process: adenylate cyclase-inhibiting G protein-coupled receptor signaling pathway; regulation of cell migration. NCBI's taxonomy places the organism in Eukaryota, Metazoa, Chordata, Actinopteri, Cypriniformes, Cyprinidae. Gene Ontology annotation, cellular component: extracellular region. Bases 385 to 720 code for a protein of 111 amino acids.